Messenger RNA from Ictalurus punctatus (channel catfish), 2579 nucleotides. RefSeq names its product integral membrane protein 2A. Gene Ontology annotation, biological process: negative regulation of amyloid precursor protein biosynthetic process. Gene Ontology annotation, cellular component: plasma membrane; extracellular exosome; Golgi apparatus. Lineage: Eukaryota; Metazoa; Chordata; Actinopteri; Siluriformes; Ictaluridae. The coding region runs from base 145 to 894 and encodes 249 amino acids. The record is from RefSeq and is a predicted model, not a curated record. Gene Ontology annotation, molecular function: amyloid-beta binding. The transcript has 6 exons.
GUCUCGCGUGUAGAAUCGCAAACAAAAGUGCGUCACCACAACACUGCAGGACUGUCGCUAUACGGUUGUGUUUUCGUUACAACAAACCGAAUAUAGAAUUUUACUUGGUAUUUGUUGUUGUUGUUGCAGCACUGCUUUAAAAAUAUGGUGAAGAUAGCAUUUAAUUCCGCUCUGGCGCAGAAAGCGCUUGGAAAAGAAGUACCGGUCUCAGAGAAGGACCCUGAGACCGGCUCGGUGUACAGCAGCGAGAGUUCCACCGGCCGCUGUCUGCUCACUCUGCUCGGCCUGGCCUUCAUCAUUUCAGGCCUCGUUGUCGGCGGAGCCUGUGUGUACAGGUAUUUUACACCCAAGAAGCUCUAUCACGGAUCCAUGCAGUUCACGGAUAUCGACAGCGCCGAUAUGCCCAUGGACAUGGAGGCCCACGCGCCUUACUACCUACCCCGUGUUGACGAGGACGUGGAGAUCCGUGACAACGUGGCCAUCAUUAACGUCCCAGCUCCUCGCUUUGGGGCCGGGGAUCCAGCUUACAUCCUGCAUGAUUUUAAGAGGAAGCUGACUGCUUAUUUGGACCUAACUCUGAAGACAUGCUUUGUGAUCCCACUCAACACCUCUGUGGUGAUGCAGCCCCAGGACCUCUUGGAUUUAUUCUUGCAGCUCAUGUCUGGCUCGUACAAAACUCACUUGGUGCAUGAGGAUCUGGUGGUGACCGAGCGCAUUGAUGACCUUACCCCCUUGGGCUAUUAUAUUUACAGCCUGUGUGAGGACAGGCCAACAUACAAGAUGCAACGCCGCAGCGAGAUAAUGGGCUUCCAGAAGCGCUCCGUGGAGGAUUGCAGCAUAAUCCGCCACUUUGAGAAUAAAUUCGUCACCGAAACGAGGAUCUGCCGUGCCUGAGCAAGCGGGAGGUCAGGAGGGGACAGACAUCCACCCCCUUUCGUGGCAGGGUAGAGAGAUGUGAAGUGAGCUGAAGGAGGGAGCAAGGGAGGUCUGAGAGGAAAGGGCCUGUCUUCCAUCUCCUGCUGUAGUGUUUAGCAUAGGGUGUCUUUUUUUUUUUUGUAUUAAUUUCGAGACAGCAGACGUUUCUCUUCUCCCCCUUUGCGGUGUAGUGAUGUAGCUCUCCUAAAGCAGUUUGUGAUUUCUUACACGUUUGUCACUGUACACCAUGAUUCCCUCUUCAGCCUGCCUGCAGCUCAAACCUUGUUUUGUGUGUGUGUGUGUGUGUGUGUGUGUGUGUGUGUGUGUGUGUGUGUGUGUGUGUGUGUGUGUGUGUGUGUGUGUGUGUGUGUGUGUGUCCUUUUCUUUGUCACCAUUUUUUUUGUGGGUAAUGAUUUGUGAACUGUGCAAAAUGUUAACCUUGGUGAACUUUUUUUUUUUUUUUUUUUUUUUUUGGUUUGUUUAUUUCCUUCUGCAGAAGUAUUUCUAUCUAAGCACACGGUGAUACACCUCUAGUCUAUUCUUUUUUGCUAUUUCCCGGUAAUUACUUAUCAGUGUAUAAAGACCCACUUGGUCUCUAGAGGUCUGAUCAGCUUGCAGCUCUUAAAGUGCGACCCUUUGCGUUCAUGUAUUUUAGGAACGAACCACGUAUGACGUGUCGUGUCAUCUCUGCACGUGUUGUUUUUUUCAAUUUAAUUUAUUUAUUAAAUUUUUUUUUUUUUUGCAUCUAGCAGACCACUGUGGCGCUGCUUCCUAAUAGUGUCCCUGCUACCGUUUAUACACGUUAUGGUGUCCGUUAGACAUGGCUCGAUUUUUGUAAAUUAUACCUCCCGAUCCAAAUUCUACAUGCCUCAUAAUGAAGGCUAGUCAGUACAAAUGCACUACGGUAAGAUUUUAGAAGUUUCACAGAUUAGGACCGUGAACAGCUUCCUUGCAUGAUUUCACACAUGGUCUUGCCUGACCAUCUUUGUCGUCUUGCGUCUUAUCUCAUGAACUCUGGCCUGAAGAAUUCUUGUGGCGUCACGUUGUAAAAUGUCACCGCUGGGACACGGUGGUGUGUUAACAAUCACUCGACUGAUCAGCGACUUGAACCCACUACUCAGGCCGUUUAAAAAAAUGAAUAAAUAAAUAAAAAUUUGUUUUGUUUUGGUGUUGGACUUGAUGUACAUCCUUCAGCAAAAGGAUGUAGCAUUGAUAUGAUACAAAUAAUUACCAGCAGGUUCACCCAACCCACCCGCACAAGUCAAUAUAAACAUGUGUUCACUCCGUAUUGGUGUAAAUCUACCCAAAGCCACCAGACCUGUCACCUUUUUUUUUUCUCUCCCCACAAUAGUUUUCCAUUGCAACAUUCUGGCGUAACCCCGCACGGCACCGUGGUUGUUCAAUUGUUUCGAAAUUCCCCGCGUUCUAAAAAAAAAAAAAAAAAAAAAAGUUACAUGUAUAUUUUGGAAAGAUCCAGUAGUUUAACUGCUGCUCAGAAAAUGACAAUCAAGACUGGAGUCUCUGUUGCUGUAUUUUCUGCUCGACCCGAUUCAGAAAAAACCAGACGCGAAAGAUGCUUGACUGAAUAAAAAUAAUGUACUACUGAAACGUUAAACUGCUGAUUGAAGUUUGUUUGGAAAUAAAAAAAAAAUUUUAAAAAUGCA